Molecule: messenger RNA, 258 nt
Organism: Arctia plantaginis
Lineage: Eukaryota; Metazoa; Arthropoda; Insecta; Lepidoptera; Erebidae
Source: the annotation of a GenBank genome assembly
AUGAAGUUCUUGGCAGUAGCGUUCGCCAUCGUUCUUGUCGUUCAGCUCGCUGACGUCGCCGCUGACAAGCUGCCCUUCAAUGACCUGACAGAAACGCAUGGACAACAACUAAAUCUUGAUAACAGUAAUGUAAGAACUGCAAGAUUAACCAUCCCGAUACAGCGGUGCAAUAUAACUAAGUGCGGCGCACAGUGUCGGAGUCGUGGUUUCGUACGUGGAAUAUGCAUCGCGACCGGACUUUGUCGUUGUACAAAUUGA